Frankliniella occidentalis (western flower thrips) is the source of this 1163-nucleotide messenger RNA. RefSeq names its product peroxisomal membrane protein 2. The coding region runs from base 227 to 829 and encodes 200 amino acids. The record is from RefSeq and is a predicted model, not a curated record. Gene Ontology annotation, cellular component: cytoplasm; membrane. Lineage: Eukaryota; Metazoa; Arthropoda; Insecta; Thysanoptera; Thripidae. The transcript has 6 exons.
GGUAAUCUGGGGCAUCUGGGGCCUCGGACUUUGUGGGGUGUAUAACGCCAUGGAGCUGCUAUUCGCACCAACGGUGCUGCUGCUUAUAAUAGUCCUAUCCAUCAAAAUAUUUUGUUGAGUAAUCCCCGUUCAACAGGUUGCGGAUUGCCUUUGGGUUGACUUCUACUUGCCUGCUCGGCGUUAACUUAAAUCUAUCUUGCAAAGGACAGCUUUCAAGCUCUUGAAAAUGUCACUUUCCAAAUCUGCUAAACGGGUCGCAUUCCGAUCUUUGGAAUCGUACUUUAUGCAGCUUUAUACACAUCCUUUGCGCACUAAAUCAAUAACCAGUGCUAUCAUCUAUGUACUUGGUAAUUAUACAUCCCAACGUAUAUCAGGCGGAAAGGCUCUGGACAAAAACAGUAUUUUUGCUUUUGGUGCCUAUGGAUUACUCUUUGGCGGAUCCAUUCCACAUUACUUCUUUGAAUGUUUAGAAUGGCUAAUUCCAGGAACAUCUCAUCUUGCCGUUGUAAAGCAGCUACUAUUUCAAAGAUUAAUUUUCACCCCACUCUAUCAACUUUUUACUUUGUACACCAUUUCCCGCCUGGAAGGUCGAACACACCGUCAAGCUAUUCAUCAGCUCAUCCCAAUUUAUGUGCCUGUUUUGGUUGCUAACUGGAAGUGGCUCACAGCUCUAAGCAUCAUCAAUCUAACAGUUGUGCCGCCAGUCCUACGUGUUGUCUUCAUGAAUUUAGUUGGUUUUGUAUGGAGUGUCUAUAUUGCAACUAAAAGGAGGAAACCCUCAGACCGAAGAGGUGGCAGUGGAAGAGGUGGAUCCCGUCCAGGCGUUUAGACCUUAUUCACACCAACUUUUCCAGAACAAGAUUUUGUUAAUUUCUCAGCAUUUCAACCAGCUUGUAUAAUAUAGUAAGCCUGUAAGCUCCUUUGAUCAAACUAUUUUUAUUGCAUUUAUUUUUGAUGUUAUUGCAUUUAUUGUAACUUCAUUUUGAAGAUACCUCUGCUCAUAGUUUAUUUUUUAUGAAUUUUAUAUUUUAUUUCCAACAAUGAAGUGUUAGGAAUUAGUGGGAUCAACAUACCUACCUAUACAUGGUGCUAUUUAACUGGAGAUGGUGUAGUUAUCUCUUUUGUAAAGAUAGGAGACAAAAUAAAAUGUUCUCAGUCAAAUA